Teleopsis dalmanni is the source of this 705-nucleotide messenger RNA. RefSeq lists its product as uncharacterized. Gene Ontology annotation, biological process: DNA integration. Lineage: Eukaryota; Metazoa; Arthropoda; Insecta; Diptera; Diopsidae. The coding region runs from base 1 to 705 and encodes 234 amino acids. The transcript has a single exon. The record is from RefSeq and is a predicted model, not a curated record. Gene Ontology annotation, molecular function: nucleic acid binding.
AUGGGUUCGUCAAUGUCAAGGCUGUCAACAUUGACAGCCUUUCGAGCUCUACCCAAUUUACUGGGAACCGAACGCGUUCGUACGACUCCUUACCAUCCGGCAGCUAACGGCAUGAUAGAACGAUUCCAUCGUACUUCGAAAACAGCUCUCAUGGCCAGACCUGAACAAACUUGGUUACAGUUACUUCCAUCAGUUCUACUAGGUUUAAGGUCAGCGUUAAAAGAAGACAUAGGUACAUCAGCAGCACAACUAGCUUCUGGCACAGUUCCAUCAUGCAGCCACGUUCCAUCAUGCAGCCAGGGAAAGUUUCUAGAUCAAAUUCGAAAAGAGUUACAGCAAUUGAGGCCUACUUCAGCAUCGCAUCAUUUAAAAUCACCAAUUUCCAUUCACAAAGGUUUAAGAGACUGCACCCACGUUUUCCUACGUUCUGAUCAUAUAAGAAAACCACUGGAACCGCCAUACACAGGCCCGCACAAAAUCAUCAAAAGAAUAAGUGAACGAAUUUUCAAGAUUCAAGUUGGCAUCAAACAGUUAAAUGUCUCAAUAGAAAGGUUAAAACCAGCGUUCAUAGCAGAAAGCAAUGAGCAGUCGUCGGAACCAUCGUUUUUGGAAAUAUUAGUCAAUCCGGCCCAAAACAACCAGAAGGACAGAACCAGCAACAACGUACGCAAAGUAAUCUUUGCUGAGCAAGAUCCUUUGAGGUAA